UUCUCUGUAUAAUUUGCUUACCUCAAGUCUCUGUCACCUCUUCCCAUAUCUCUUUAUAAUAACCGUGCGGCCUCUCUCCCUUUCUGUUUCUUGUGGAACUCUCACUCUCCCUAUCAAAUCGGUCUAUUUGUUUCGUAACAACCACUGACCCUCCUUCCUGUUGUUAACCUGGUGGAAUUUGCUCGAGGAACCAUAGACUAUCAUUUUACCUUCUCUCCUUCCACUGGGGGCAGUCUCUGUCUCAAAAUCCCUCUCUCUCUCCCUCUUUCUCUCUAUAUAUAUUUAUUGCGACUAGAAGAAGAGAGAAACACUUGUGUGUGAAAGUUUUUUUUUGUAAAGCCCAGGGGCCAUUUCCAUUGUGAAGUUGAAGGAGACUCUUAUUAUAAGUGGCUUGAAGAAGAUGACAUUGUUCAAAGGUGUUGUACUAUUGUGCUUCACAUUACUGCUCACUCUUGAGUGUGUUCAAGAGGCUCAAGCACAAGCUUCACCAGGUGCUCUAUUAGUGGCUAACACUGAGAGGAUAUUCUAUAUACAAGUUAAUGAAGAUAAUUACAUCAGGGACAGUUUAAUAACUCAGCCACAGAUUACUUUCCUCAAUCUCACUUCCAAUGUUACUGUGAGAGAUAUAGACUACCGUUAUCCAAGGGAAGAAGUGUAUGUAUCGUAUAGCAAUGGAACUAUAAUGAGAUACAAUGUUGAUAUCAAUGAAUCAUCUACUGAUAUUGAUUUAACUCUAGUAGACAUUGCAGUGGUAUACAGUGGUAUUUCGGAUAGUUUAAGAGAUAUAACAGUUGAUUGGGUCAAUGACAUUAUUUAUUGGAUUGUGGUUGGAGAUACUUCAUCUCAAUUAUAUUCAGGAUCUCUUGAUGGUAGUGCUAGUAUAAGAACUGUAGGAGCUUCAAUAGAUGGAGAAGUAAGAGACAUAACUGUUGAUCCUGUUCACGGGUACAUGUAUUAUGUUCAAGUCAAUAGCAGUUUAUAUCGUGUACCACUGUCCAUCAUACAAUCAGCUACUGGUUCAACUGUAUUAUCAUUAUCAUCUUAUACUAUUGUGAAUGAUAGUAAUCUAAACUACUUUGCACUGGAGCUCAGCAGCCUCACUUAUUACCUUAUUACUGUCAACAGCUUUAUAUAUAAGAAUCUUACAGAUCAUAGCAUUAUUGAUACAAGAAUUACUCCAUUAACUUCACCAAGCACUACUUACUUAAGUGCAAUUUAUGUUUAUGCUGAACUAGAACCUAAUCAUUGGGUUAUUUUUGUAUCUUUUCCAUCAACUGGUCAAGCUAUUAUUGUUCCAAUUGGUUCCAGUCAGCCCACUGCUAUUAAAAUAUUAAAGAGAACUCUUCAAACUCUGCCUGUUCCUCCAUCUGCUCCAACCAAUGUAACUGUUUCCAUGAUAACAAGCUCAAGUGUUAAUAUCUCAUGGUCAACUCUAGUCUUCAGUGAUCCCAUUUUUGGUCCUGAUGCUUACAGCUCAUGGAUCUACCGACUCAAUUAUUCCUUAAUUGAUUCAGAGAGCAUUGUCUUAGAAACAAAUGCUACCUUUUUGGUAUUGUCAUCUCUCUCUCCUUCAACCUACUACCAGCUAAACCUUGAAGCUGUAGGACCAGGAGGAACAAUGGCAGUGGAGGAAACCUUUGUGUUUAGUACCUUACCUGAAGGGGCAGUCCCAGAGUUACUAAUAGCCGGUGAUCAAGGAAUAAUAAUAUCAGGAGAAACCAACCGCUACCCGUCAAGACCAGACACUGAUAACUCAUGGGAUGGUGUUCAUAAUUCUUUGCUCAAUAUUUCCUAUGCUGUGGCUGCUAAUUCUUUCUAUGUCCAGGAUUCAAUGGGUGCGGUCAGACCAGUACUCACAUCUCCAUCCAUUCCUAUUGACUUGAUAACUAACGAUGAUAGUGGACUCCAAUUGGAUUGGAUAUCAAGGAGACUGUACUGGAUACAAUCUUCAAGAAGGAGCAUAGUGUCAGUGUCUACAGUUGGUAUCAGUAGUUCUGGUGAUAUUGAUACUUUUUAUGAGUCUAAUAUUGAUGUCAUUGACAUGGCCAUGGACUCUAUUAAUGGUUUACUGUUCUUGGCCUCCAGUACAGUAAUCUUUGCUAGAUCUCUCAACAGUUUGAAUUUCAUUGCUUGUAUAAAUCCUCCUAGCGUAUCUGCUGUAACAGUUGACCCAGCCAGCACUACUCUAUAUUACAUCAGUAGUACAUCCACUAAUCAUGUAACACUAGGACAAAUACAGUAUAAUCAUUCUUCCUGUGAUACCAAUAGUCAUAGGACCCUAUCUCUUCCCCUCUCAAUGCUACCAUUAAAUCCUUCCUCCAGUGAACUCUCAUUGGCUUAUGGAGCUAACAAAUUGUACAUAACUCAAGCUGGAAUGACAGUUGUGUACAGUCUGCCUGCUUUCAUACAGUCUGGUUUCACUCCAUUGAUCAAAGUUAUUGAUGCUAAUCCAACCACACAAGUAUCAACCUCUUUCAGAGCAAUCUCUGUCAUAUUGAACUCCACACAGCCACUCCCUGCUGGAUUGACUCCUGAUAUGACUGGAAUGAUUGAUGUAUUGACUCCGCCCACUCCUGGCUCUCCUUUUCUAAAUGAAGUCGUGUCUAACGAGACCUUUAUACGGAUACAGUGGUCGCCGUCUGAGUUUCGAUUCUCUCCUGUUACUUAUGUUCUUAAUAUUACACUAACACCUUUGAAUCAGUCCGUGGAAACUAUAGAUAGAGUUAUAGUUUCUGAUAAUUAUUACGAUAUAUCAAAUAUCUCUUUCUCCACUUGGGUCAAUGUUAGUAUUAUUGCUUAUUCCUAUUGGUCUAGUUCUCCUCUGAACACUGGAUCAUUCUUAUCACCUCCAGCACGUCCUGGUCAAGUUAUGAAUGUGCGAGUGUUUCCUUACUCUCCUUUGAGGAAUACCACAGAUAAGUUCUCUGCUCUUGUGGUCUGGGAUGCUUUAUCAAGAAUUGAUGCUGGAGGGGUUGUUGAUAAUUAUUCUGUUGUUGUAACUGGAGACCUACUCUCUGAUCCUAAUACUCCCUAUGAUGGUCCACCAUUUGUUGUUCCUGGUGAUAUUACCGAAUUCUCAUUAACCAUUAAAGGAGAUUUCAAUAUUUUAGCUUUUAUUCUUGAAGCCUCUGAAUCAUAUGAUGUUCAGGUUUUUGCAACUAAUUCAGCUGGAAAUGGACCACCAUCACAGACUGUUACUUUUACUAGUAAUGGUACCACUCCUCCGUUAGAGUUGCUGUCCAUUUCAAGCGAGAGCAGUGGAGUCUUUGUAGCAGCGGAAGGUCCCAAUCGUACGAUACCUGCCAUAACCCCACCCCUUUCCCUCGACAAUAUAAGGCGCACCCUCUAUUACUACAACCCACGUACCAGCUCUAUUAAUAACAGAUCACUGGAUCAACUGUCGGAAGAUGAGCUUUUGUUGGAUCUUCCAAGAGGAUUCAUACCAUUAACAAUCUCCUACGACUGGAUAGCUCAGACCCUGUACAUCAUCGGCAGCAAUGAUGGAAAGACCAACAUAUGGAGAGUCUUCAGACUCUUUCCUAAAGGAGCACAACUGAUAUAUGCUGAUCCUGAGACUAACAUCUUCAAUGAUACUGUGAUGGGAUCAACAAUUGAUCCUUUUAAUGGUCUCCUUCACUGGACUAUAAGUACCCCAACUGCCUCUACGUCAGAGCUACACCAGCUGUACCUCACCAAUAACACUGUCUCUCGUCUCCUCCCCCCCUCUACCUCAAGGAGAAGAAAGAGAAACAUAAACACUGCCUCCCUCCAACCAACUGGAGGUAUCUCCUGGGAUCCAGUGACAGAGAGGCUCUGGCUCUGUGAUGGAGGGACUCAUAAUAUUGUGUCAUGCAUUGGAUCAGGGGAAGGAGGGCUUGAGUGUAGGACUGAGAUUGAUAAUGGGACUCUUACCACUAACGUUGGCUCUGGAUCUAGUGUCGAUACUGAUACAGGACUUCCUUGUGACUCCCUUACUCUUGAUGAGGGGAGGAUAUACUGGACAGACAGUGGGUUGAACACUGCCUUUUAUGUGACCAGGGAUGACAGAACUACUCUACUCACUCUGUCUCUUCCUAACAGAGAGUCAGCCCUCAUUAGCUCUAACCCUGGAGUCCAGCAACUGCCUCAGAAUGUCAAUGGCGUGCCUUUAAAUUGUCUUUCUCCAUUAUUUGACACUUCUGAUGACAAUAAGCCCAUGACCACUGUUGUCUCUACCACUAACACGACUGCUAAUAUCUCUUGGACUAUUAGUGCUUCCAUUCCCUCUGAAUGUAAUGUUGUGUCAACUCUACCACUUCAUUUCUUUGUUGAGCUGGAGAUUGGCUCCACAAAUGUGCCUGGUUAUCCUAAGGGACCCAUUUAUCAACAGAACUAUAUCAUAACUGAUCUGACUCCAUUCACUGGUUACAAAGUAAAAGUAAAGGGACUCAAUGAGUUUACAUUGUUGGGUAUUGAUCUCUUUGGUAACGAACCACCUUUCAUGACCACUGAAGGAGUGCCUGAUGCAGUAGAAGGACUAACAGCUGAGCCUUUUGGCCCAUACAACAUAUAUCUUAGCUGGAACUCAUUGAACGAAAUGCAGCUAAGAGCAGACGUCAACUCUCAAAUGUUUCAACUCUUCAUUGACAAUAGCGAUACAAUAUUGAAGACAGAGUCGGCUAAUAUUACAACAAUAAUGUCGAGGGAUCGACUGAGUCCUAAUUCAUCGCACAGCGUCACUGUUAGAACUGAUAACGGCGUAUUUAGAUCGAGCAAUUUCAGUUCUGUAAGUUUCGUGACGUGGUCCCUCCCCCCUCUCCCCAGUGUAACUGAUAACAAGACUAAUACUUCAUUGGUUGUUGAACUCAGUCUAGAUGAUGUCCACAAUGUGUUUCGGACUUUCAGGAUAUGCUUGAAUGGCACUAUCGGUUGUAGAAAUGUCACACUAGUUAAUGCAACAGGGUUUCAUACAUUCACUGAUCUCCUCCCUUUUACAGCAUACGCCCCCACUGUCACUGGAGAAUACAUGCCUAGAUCUUUUAGUGGCACUAUUUUCAAAGCCCAGCCUGAAAGUAUCACUGGAGAGGCUAUUAUGACUGACCCUGGAGUGCCUGCUCCUCCAAUGGAUGUCCGUGUUCAAGACUCGAGUACUUUAAGAUGGAGUGAGCCGAGAAAUAAUGGAGAGUCUAUUGCAGAUUAUCUUAUUAUUCUGAGGCGAAAUGGAGGCUUGGUACAAACAGUAACAACUACACAACUCAGUCAUGAUUUAGCUAACGUUAACAACGUAACAAGGGAGGUGGAGUACACGGUAACAGUCUCUGCUAGGAACUCAAUUGGACUCAGCAACGAGUCAUCAGGAGUGAGCUACACAAGACAACCUGAGUCAAAUCCCUUCGAUUUUGUUACAACAUGGUAUUUCAUUGCCGGUGUGAGCGUGUUUGGGAUUAUACUCUUACUGUUGAUUGGACUCUUAUUCUUUUGUUGUUGCUGCUGUUUCGUAGGACGUAAAGAGACUCAUGCCUUUAGACCGGACUAUGAACUAAGAGGAUUGAGGGCUUUGAACUCUCGCACGCAAUCCCUGACUAACCCACACUACUGGUCUAGGGAUAAUUUCAAAUGCACUGAAGAAGAUUUGGAGUCUCUGAACAAGUUCCCACGAAAUAAACUAAGACUUGAGAAUUUCAUAGACAGAGGAGAGUUUGGUGAAGUAUAUCAAGGAACUGCUCUAGACAUUUUAGGACAGGGAACAGGGCCCACUCCUGUUGCUGUUAAAACUCUUAGAAAAGGAUCCACCGAAGACGAGCAGAGGAAGUUCCUCUCAGAAGCUGCUCUGAUGAGCAACUUCAAUCACAUCAACAUAGUUAAAGUACUAGGAGUCUGUCUUAACAAUGAUCCUAUCUAUAUCAUAAUGGAGCUAAUGCCCGGCGGAGACCUACUCAAAUUCCUCCGAGAGGCAAGGAGGGAUCACGGUCCUCCAUUGCUGACACAGUCAGAGCUGGUCCAGGUUGCUUUAGAUGUUGCUCAAGGCUGUAGGUACUUGGAGCAGCAGCACUUCAUUCAUCGGGACAUUGCCGCAAGGAAUUGUCUCGUGUCGUCAAAAGGAGCCGAUCGCGUCAUAAAGAUCGGGGACUUUGGUCUAGCCAAGGAUCUCUAUAGUUCAGACUAUUAUCAGGUUGAGGGUCAGAGGAAGCUGCCCGUGAGAUGGAUGGCACCGGAAGCUUUGACUCAAGGGAAGUUUUCUAUCGAAUCUGAUGUUUGGUCAUUUGGCAUAUUACUAUGGGAGAUAAUGACGUUUGGUAAUCAGCCAUAUCCAGGAAGAACCAAUCAAGAAGUACUUCAGUUUGUCACUGGAGACGGAAGACUAGACAAACCCGAAGACUGCUCCUCCAGACUCUAUAAGCUAAUGCAGUGUUGUUGGAAGAAAUACGCUAGCGAAAGACCAAAGUUUGCCCAGAUUGUUGACGUGAUCUCCAGCUAUUGGGAUCACUUGAACAACAAGAGGGACAGCUAUUGCUCUGACGACGACGAUGAGGAACUCGAAGACAUUUUACAAAGAAGACCGUCGCGUCCUUCAAGAACGUCAUCAGUUAGAUCAGGUUUUGUUAACCUAGCCAGACAGGGUAGUAUGCGUAUAAGGAAUAGCUUUAGGAGAAGAGGUAGUUUACAUAGGAAGGAGGAGCACGACUCACACGGUCAGAAUCAUGCGGGAUUGAACAGUGAAGAAGAUUUAGUGGGUGAUGAUCAUUUCAGAGAAAGAGGUCCUUUUUAGACACGCAGCAUGCACUAACAUUUAUCCAGUCUCCCUCUCUCUACUUUCAGCGUGUGCAUGUUAACAAUUAUUAUUAUUAUUAUUAUUAUUAUUAUUAUUAUUAAUAUUAAAACUAUUUUCUCCAACCACAUUUCUGUCAACAUCUAAUAUUUUUCGUUAUUGUGAGACUAAUAAUUUAUUAUUAUUGUUAUUAUUUUUUCUGCUACAUGACAUGACUAUAGUUUUAUCUGCUACUGCUAUACUGCCAGCAACAACAUACAGUAGUCAAAUGUAUUAUCUGUUUUUUCAUGUUGCAAUAAUACUUUCUGUUAUUGCUGUUGACUUUUUCUGUCAUUCUUUAAUAAUUAUACAUACUAGAUUAUCAUUAUCAUUAUUAUUAUUAUUAUAUUUUUGUGUUAAAACUAUCUGAAAAAGACAA
Molecule: messenger RNA, 7166 nt
Organism: Amphimedon queenslandica
Lineage: Eukaryota; Metazoa; Porifera; Demospongiae; Haplosclerida; Niphatidae
Product: proto-oncogene tyrosine-protein kinase ROS-like
Exons: 40
Coding region: 401-6748 (2115 amino acids)
Biological process (GO): multicellular organism development; protein phosphorylation; positive regulation of kinase activity
Cellular component (GO): signaling receptor complex; plasma membrane
Molecular function (GO): protein binding; transmembrane receptor protein tyrosine kinase activity; ATP binding
Source: RefSeq, a predicted model, not a curated record